Messenger RNA from Lolium perenne, 930 nucleotides. Its product is annotated as ervatamin-C-like. Lineage: Eukaryota; Viridiplantae; Streptophyta; Magnoliopsida; Poales; Poaceae. Gene Ontology annotation, molecular function: cysteine-type peptidase activity. Gene Ontology annotation, biological process: proteolysis. The record is from RefSeq and is a predicted model, not a curated record.
AUGCGAAUGGAGAAAGUAAGUGUGUCGCAACCAGCUGAUUGUCCUUCAAGAAUAUUGUAUACCAGGUACCUCGACGGCACCGCCAGGAAGACGCCUCCAGAUCCAGCGCUCAACUCGUCGUCGGGCAUAAACCGCUUCGGCGACCUGACGGACGAGGAGUUGGCGGAGGUCUACAACUGUGCUGUGGACCCUCAGCGCCUCCCCCUCCUCGACGACGUCGACACCCACCGCUUCACCCCCGAAGCUGCUGUGUCCCAGCCGACGAACCUCCCCUAUGGCGUCAACUGGGCGGGGAUGGGCUUGGACGGCAGCCCGCCGGCCAUCAGCAGCGUCAAGGACCAGGGGCCCAGCUGUGGCAGCUGCUGGGCCUUCGCAGCUACCGCGGCUGUGGAGGGCCUGCACGCCAUUAAGACCAAGACCCUGUCGAUUUCACUUUCGGAGCAGCAGAUUGUCGAUUGCGACACCUCGAUCGAGCAACGGGUGCACAAACGGGUGGGGCAGGACUGGCGCCGGAGUCUGUCUAUCCCUACAAGGGAAGGCAGGGCUCUUGCCAGAAGGUCGAUCGUCAGCCCCCUGAUCCCGAUCGAAGGACACAUUUUAGUGCCAUCAAAUUCUGAGCUGGAACUCAGAGCUGCCGUGGCCCAUCAACCGGUCAUCGUGACUGUGGAUGCUAGCGGGAACGCCUUCAAGAAGUACGACGGAGGUGUCUUCCGCGGACCUUGCGACAACAACGGCGGUGGCCACCAGAUGACGGCGGUGGGCUACUCCUACAACCUGAUCACCCACGAGACCUACUGGACUCUGAAGAACUCGUGGGGUCGUAACUGGGGAGAGAAGGGAUAUAUGAGGCUGUUGAGAGAGAUCAACAGCACGGGUCCCGGUCUCUGCGGCAUUCAUAAGAAUGCAUUUUACCCAUGGCGGCGCGAUUAG